GUGUGCUACUACGGUUGUGAGUGCAGCGAACAAUAAGAAAAUGAGAGCUACGUUCAGAAGAAAUGGAAUAAAUAUCCUGAACAGGAGAGUGACUUUGAUGCGAGGAUAUCUCCAUACGCCCGAUGCUAAGGAACCAGCAAAAAUGGAACUUGUCAUGGGGCCCUUAUCAUUAUUCCUCCGAUACCGAGUCAUUGACACAAACUAUGACGACUAUGCGGUCGUAUGGGGAUGCUUUGAAUCACCAAAGUACAGUCAGAUUUUAGGACAUACAGAAAAUCUGUGGAUAUUAUCACGGAACAAAACCAUUGGAAACGAAUAUAAGCAGCAUAUAUAUAAUUAUCUUGAUAGCAUAGAUGUCAGCAGAGCGGGACUUGUUGACUCAAACUUUGAAAACUGCACAUCACAACAAUACUCAGGUUAGAUAGAAAGGAAGAUAU
This is a messenger RNA of Uloborus diversus, 437 nucleotides long. RefSeq names its product apolipoprotein D-like. The record is from RefSeq and is a predicted model, not a curated record. The coding region runs from base 41 to 421 and encodes 126 amino acids. The transcript has 4 exons. Lineage: Eukaryota; Metazoa; Arthropoda; Arachnida; Araneae; Uloboridae.